Branchiostoma belcheri (Belcher's lancelet) is the source of this 2031-nucleotide messenger RNA. RefSeq lists its product as uncharacterized. The record is from RefSeq and is a predicted model, not a curated record. Bases 470 to 1231 code for a protein of 253 amino acids. The transcript is spliced from 3 exons. NCBI's taxonomy places the organism in Eukaryota, Metazoa, Chordata, Leptocardii, Amphioxiformes, Branchiostomatidae.
GUCUUUCCAGGUCGUAUGGGUAGGAAGUCAGAGGUAACACAACUGCUCACACAUGUGUUUUGAAGGACUGUAUACUAUUAUUAGAUGAUGCAGUUCUUACAACGGGUGGGAGUUUAUUCCAACCCACUUCACCUCUAUAUAAGUAUAAGCAAAUACGUAUCUGGUUUGUGUCCUUCCGUUUCGGUCAUUACUCAUUUCUAUUUGUUACCUUUCGUCCGAGAUAUUUUGAAUAUCGCACCCGGUUGUGUGCGUGUACUCACAUUGCAUAAAGUCACUUGUAACGAUGUAGUCGAACGGUUUAUUACCAAUAUCCCAUUGACACAUACAGUACGUCAGAGAUUCUUCUUUUCUUCAAUUCACAGAGUGCCGAAUAUCAGGGUACAUCGAAUUCAAUGGAGUUUGCUACAAAGACUUCGCUGUUGCUUCGACGUACGUUGAGGCUGUACAGAGGUGUGCGGAGGACGGGGCAAUGUUAGCCAUGCCGAGGGACAACGAGACCAACGCGUUUAUCCACGGUUUGAUGACCGGGUAUGCACGCUGGAUCGGCCUCACUGACUCCGCCAACGAAGGUGACUGGGUAUUCCAGGACGGCGGUACUUUAGCGUCAGCCGGUUAUUCCAACUGGAACCCCGGUGAGCCGAACAACGCAGCGAACGAUCCCAACGUGGAGGAGGACUGUGCCAGGAUGAGACAAGUGAACUCCAAAUGGAACGAUGCUGUGUGUAGCACCACAGCGCCAGGCUUCGUCUGUCAGUUAGAUGCAACUCAGCAAACUACUCAGGUACCCACGACAACUGGGCCUCGGUACACUACGGACCAAACGACACAACGGACAACCCUCCCAGGAACAACUACCAGUCGGACAACACAACGGCCAACGCUUCCAGGAACAACUGGUUCUCAGUACACUACCAGUCAUACAACACAACGAUCAACUAUUCCAGAAGCAACUGGUUCUCAGUACACUACCAGUCAGGCGGCACAACGGCCAACUCUUCCAGGAACAACCGUUGUUUCUCAGCAGACCACUAACCAGACGACAGGACUAGCAGGAGGGGAGACCGCUAAAUCUAUCGGUUCGUGGUACAACACGCCGCUCAACCUCGCCCUGGUCUGUGUAGGCUGUGCUGCAGGCAUCAUCGGUGUGGGGGGCGUGUUGAUGUACUACUACAACAGACGACAAAGAAGACGGCAAGUGGCUCAAGAUCCGCAGGAUGGAGGCGAAGAAUAGCAAAUUCACCCACAAGGCAAAUGUGAUAGAACGUUUGUAACUUUGAGAACGUGGACAAAGCAAGCAGAAUAUUUCACUUUUGGUUGUACAGUGUGGUAGUUUAUACUAGUUGUAGCACAUAUACAUUAUAGACAUCCUGUAUUCAUUCUGUACUCCACAUUGAAUUUUAUCUAUUUUUGGAUUUGUUAAUUGGUUGAUCAUGUCAAUCUGUACUUCAAUUUUCUUGAUUCAUGCAUGUUUUAUGUAGACGCUCUUCCUCCCAAUGGAGUACUGUUUUACAGUUGUGUUUGUGGGUUAGCACGUACAAAUCACGAUCCUUCUGGUCUUGUUUGAAAUUUGAUUUGUGGUAUUCACGUCGUGAUGAAACAUGGCUAUUUGGAGCAUUGUAUCGGCGUUAAAAUGCUUACAAUUCUGCUAUAGUUCUUUUUACAUACAGCUUUGUCAGUUGCCAAAUCUGCAACGAGUAGUCGUGACAGGUUUAGUAUUUAUUAGCAAUCGGUAUUAAAUUGUGUUAUCUAUGUAGUGUAUGUGUUGUAUAUAUUGUAGCUUUUAAGUAAUUAUUGAGUUGUUGUUAUAUUGUAGUGCUGUAUAUAUUGCAGUUAUUAAGUAAUGACGGUGAAAUUGUUGUGUAAUUUCAAUGUACAGGACUUCAGGAAGAGAAUUAAGGAACUGUUGUUUUUUUACUAAUGGAGUGCCUAAUAAACAUAAACAUAAAACGUAAACAUUACUUGCAUUUCUAAUACUUUUGACCCGUUCUGCUACAUAAUUCAUUACUACAAAGCCUUUUAUUGAGUAUAGGA